AUGAGUGAAGUUGUGCAUUUCCAUGAUAUUUUGGAGCCGAGGAACACUCAAUGUGGUAUAUUUUCCUUCAUGACGAAAGCAUGGCAUCCACAAAAGUCGUUUAUAUUGGAAAAAUAUUAUUCACCGCAAGAUUUAAAAGACCUUGUCGCCACUUCUGUUUAUUUAGAUUCCGUCAUUGAAGCGGAAAGUGCAAGAACUGGAGUACGUAAAGAAAAACUCAAGAAGGAAGUCCUAGAUUAUCUGGAAGAGAUGGGCUUGGAUAAAAAGUUGCACACUAUAAGGUGGAUGGGCAUCUUAUUCCUCAAGGUCUGCUUUAUGAUGAAAAUUGGAGUCUUUGUCAAUGAACCUGCAGUUAUGAAGAUAAAGUCGACAAUGGGCCGUAACCCAGUGAUGUUUCUUCCCACACAUCGCAGCUACGCGGAUUUUUGUCUGAUGACAUAUCUUUGUUACCAUUAUGACAUCGACUUCCCUGCCGUUGCCGCUGGCAUGGAUUUCUACUCAAUGGUAAUAUUAGGCCGACGCAUGCGCGAGACGUGUGCUUUCUACAUACGGCGUACUCUAGUCGGAGCUCCGUUGUACGCAGCUACCCUAAAGCAGUAUGUCAGAACGCUGGUAGCCAAGAGCUGCGCGCCUAUUGAGUUCUUUUUAGAGGGUACACGGAGCCGUAGUAAUAAAAGUUUAUCACCUAAAUAUGGAAUGCUAUCAAUGAUGCUAAUGCCCUUCUUCGCACGAGAAGUUAAUGACAUUACCAUCGUACCCGUGAACAUCACGUACGACCGGCUCAUGGAGCAGGCUCUGUUUGCAUAUGAGCACCUUGGAGUACCUAAACCUAAGGAGUCUACUGGCGGUUUUCUAAAAGCGCUACGAAGUCUGAACGAUCAUUUCGGCAACAUAUACAUCAACCUCGGCUCCCCAUUAUCCGUCAAAGAUUACAUCCAAAACGACUACAAUAUCUCCGAAGAAACUCUUAAACCGUUAGACCUACAACAGUUAACUCCGGAGCAAUUCUCAAAAGUUCAGGACAUAGCAAACUAUGCCGUAACUUUACAACAGAAAAAUACAGUUGUUGUAAUAACAAAUUUAAUUUCCAUAGUUCUUAUGCAAAGCUUAAUAAAGAACGAAUUGUUAUCUUACGACGAAGUUUUAAAAGAAGUUCACUGGGUGGUAAAUUUGUUAAAGAAUCUUGGUGCAUCGGUUUUCGAAAAUGAUGUUAAGAGUAGUGUGGACAGAAUUUUAGUAGUACAUAGUAAAAUGAUCGCUCUGGAUAAAGAUAAAAGGCUCAGAUUGAUUUCUGGAACUUUGAUGGAUAUGUCUGAUGAAGUCAAAGCCAAAAUGAAAGGUCACAUAUUAAAAGCAGAGACGAUGGUGAACGCCGUGCCAAUAGUACAACUGCAGCUUUACGUCAACCCUGUACUCCAUUACCUUGUUCCUCCUGCAGUCGUUUCUUUACUUGUACAGAGAUCAGUAAUUCACAGAGAUGAAUUAGUUGCAGACUUCAACGGAGUGAGAAAACUGCUGAAACACGAAUUUUUCUUCGUCGAUAGAAAUGAGGAUGUUAUAUUUAGUAACGCACUUGAAUACUGCAUACACAGCAAAGUGAUAGCCAAACAAGGUGAUACGUAUGUGAUAGGGGCCGAUCACAAACUGCAGUUUUUGUUGAAGUGGUCCAUUUCACCUUUCUUAACCACCAUUUUGAUAUGCAUGGACGUCAUGAUCGAGAUACACUCCUGUGACCACAAUAAGGCAUUGAAGAUGGUGCAAGAACGAGUCGAGUCACGUCAUGUCCACCCGUACUGCCUAAGUCUGGAGUGUAUAGGCAACUGCUUGCAGGGAUUAACAUUGGCCGGAGCCCUCGCUAAGGACAAGACGGAAAAGAACGAUGUACAAUACACCGUGGCAACCGAAAAAAUGAAGCAAAGUCAUCAAUUAAUAACCUCGAUUUUACCUCCCAUAGAAGUUAAUUUCGGUCGGCGUAACGAUGUUGUUCUCGAUUUUCGGACUGUGUCAUCUCGUUUAUAAUUUUGCACUUUUAGCUGGUUUUUCAUGGUAUUAUACUUUGAGGAUGAACUCGAAUAAUAUUUUUGCAUAGUUACAACUACACUAAUGUGAUUGCUUUCAUGGUGUUAUGGGAUUGGCUAGAAUAAAAAUUAUUGGUAUUAUA
This is a messenger RNA of Hyposmocoma kahamanoa, 2161 nucleotides long. It is a transcript of the gene Dhap-at, whose product is annotated as dihydroxyacetone phosphate acyltransferase. Gene Ontology annotation, biological process: ether lipid biosynthetic process. NCBI's taxonomy places the organism in Eukaryota, Metazoa, Arthropoda, Insecta, Lepidoptera, Cosmopterigidae. Bases 1 to 2019 code for a protein of 672 amino acids. The transcript is spliced from 11 exons. The record is from RefSeq and is a predicted model, not a curated record. Gene Ontology annotation, cellular component: peroxisomal membrane; mitochondrial membrane. Gene Ontology annotation, molecular function: glycerone-phosphate O-acyltransferase activity.